Aegilops tauschii subsp. strangulata is the source of this 489-nucleotide messenger RNA. The record is from RefSeq and is a predicted model, not a curated record. Lineage: Eukaryota; Viridiplantae; Streptophyta; Magnoliopsida; Poales; Poaceae.
AUGCCCGGCAACUAUAUCGAUUUGGAGCACAUAUACGAGCACUAUUUUGAGUCGUCCGACGAGGAGGAGUACUCGGAUGAGACGGCGAUGAUGCAGGUGGUCCUUGAAGACAAAGAGCGUGCAGAGGAGCGUGUUCUCAAUUUCAACGGUUCGAUCAUGGGUCAUCGACUGCUCAACUGCAACUGGGCGCGCAGUCAUUUGACACUGAUGACCGACUACUUUGCCUCGGAUGCGCUCUUCGCUGACCAUUUUUGUCGGCGUUUUCGGAUGCGCAAGAAUGUCUUCGAUCAUUUGUACCAUGGCAUCCGGUCUUAUGAUGAAUACUUCGUCUUGAAGAAGGAUGCCAUGGGAGUGAUUGGCUUCUCUGGCUACCAGAAAUGCAUGGCCGCACUAUGGAUGCUUGCAUAUGGCGCGGUCAUUGAUUCAUGGGACGAGUACCAACAGAUGUUUGAGAGCACGUGCGGAGAUAGUGAAGGAAAUAUGCCCUAG